Molecule: messenger RNA, 1167 nt
Organism: Naumovozyma dairenensis CBS 421
Lineage: Eukaryota; Fungi; Ascomycota; Saccharomycetes; Saccharomycetales; Saccharomycetaceae
Exons: 1
Coding region: 1-1167 (388 amino acids)
Source: RefSeq, a predicted model, not a curated record
AUGGGGUUCACAACCGUUGGAUAUCCUACCAGGCAUCAUAAGAGGAGAAAAAUAAAACAUCAUGAUGAAUUUCCAGUGUAUUAUGAUGCCCGCCAUCGGAAAGCUCACAGAGCCAAAGAUCGGUCAGCAACCACCAGUGAUCUAUAUGUGGUUCAUGCUAUAGACAAAACUGAUGUACGUACUAAUCCUACAAUGACAGUAGAGCUAACCCGUAAGAUAAGGGCCACUGAAAAGAUAAAUUUGCAAGCUCUUCCGGGAGAAAUUAUACAAAGGAUAUUCGUUUUGUCACAAGAUGUCAACUCGUUACCUUUGGUAAAUAAAACAUUUUAUAGGUUUCUUCGACCUUACCCAACUUUAGUCUCUGACCUUUUUUGGGAGAAAUACUUAUGGGAUCCUUUUGAAUUCCUAUCUGCUCAUGCCUUGUUAACUGAUAAAAAUCCCGUUCAGAGGUCGAAGGUUAAAUACCUUUCGCCAACCGUAUUUGAUGAUAAAUUCUUCACCAAUUACUUCAUUGCAAACUAUGAAUAUAUACUUCCAAUUAUCAAUGGAUUCAUUCAUCCAAAUGUAGAAAAGAAUAUUGAAAAGCAAUUCUUGGAGGAUCCGACAAUUGAUCAAGACCAAUUAUUAUCAACUUUGUUUGACUUGAAUAUAAAAGAAUUUAAUGGGGAUCUUCCAGAUUUUAUAUAUCAAAGGCAUGAUCUCCUAUUUGGUAAAAAGACAUUUAUUCGUGCAAUCUUUUCCUAUUUUGGCAUGUUUCCUAUAGAUGGUUCGUCCAUAUUCAAUUUAAUUCAUAUUGUUCAAAGGCUGUUCCUUGGCGCUCUUCAACAUUAUUUCGAUAAUUCACACAUCAAGGAGACCGAAUUAUGGGAGACCUUACGUUUCCUUGUAGAGUUUUUGGCAAGUGGAAAUUUAACGAAAGACUGUUUCUUUUUGGAACAAAUUGUAGAUUUAGUACUGAAAGCAAUGCCUCUAGGAAAAAAUGAGAAUGUAAAUCGACGCUAUUUUAUUAUUUCAGAAAUAUGGAGAAGAUAUUAUAACUCGGAUGAUUUACAAAAUAUUUUAUCUGAUUCAGCAUUCUGGCCUUAUUUGCACGAGAGUAAAGAUGAAAGACUGAUAGAUUUAGUUAUCCAACAUGGCGCCGAGCUCCCAUUCACUUCCAUGUUUUAG